GCGCGCAGUGAUGGAGCGCUGACCAGGGGCGCGGCGGUGGCGGCAGCGAGGGCUCCGCGGGCCAUUGGCUACCAGCAGCGGUCAGGGCGGCUUGGGGGCUCCAGAGCCAGCGGGGCCCGCGGGCCGGGCUGGGUGAUCGGGGCUGCAGCUAUGGAAGACCAGAGGGAGGCUCUGCGGAAGAUCAUCACCACCCUGGCUGUGAAGAACGAAGAGAUCCAGAGCUUCAUCUACUCCCUCAAGCAGAUGCUCCUGAACGUGGAGGCGAACUCGACCAAGGUGCAAGAGGACCUAGAGGAGGAGUUCCAGUCCCUGCUGUCCGUGCUGGAGGAGCUCAAGGAGGGCAUGCUCAUGAAGAUAAAGCAGGACCGAGCCAGCCGCACCUACGAGCUACAGAACCAGCUGUCCGCCUGCACCCGGGCCCUGGAGAGUUCGGAGGAGUUACUGGAGAUGGCCAACCACACCCUGCAGGCCACGGACAGCGAGGACUUCCUCCAGGCUGCCAAGCAAAUCAAAGAUGGUGUGACAAUGGCUCCUGCCUUCCGGCUGUCACUGAAAGCGAAGGUCAGCGACAACAUGAGUCACCUCAUGGUGGACUUUGCGCAAGAGCGUCAGAUGCUGCAGGCUCUCACGUUUCUCCCUGUGCCCAGCACCCCCGUCAUCGACCUAGCCGAGUCCCUGGUGGCAGAUAACUGUGUGACCCUGGUGUGGCGCAUGCCGGAUGAGGACAGCAAGAUCGACCACUACGUGCUGGAGUACCGGAGGACCAACUUCGAGGGCCCACCGCGCCUCAAGGAGGACCAGCCCUGGAUGGUGGUCGAGGGCAUCCGGCACACAGAGUACACCUUGACAGCGUUCAUGUUCCGCCUGGAUGCGUCCACAUCUCACCAGAACCUGCGGGUGGACGACCUUGCCGUGGAGUGGGACGCUAUGGGCGGGAAGGUGCAGGACAUCAAGGCUCGAGAGAAAGAUGGCAAGGGGCGGACAGCGUCUCCUGUCAACUCCCCAGCCAGAGGUACUCCAUCUCCCAAGAGGAUGCCCUCAGGUCGUGGGGGACGGGACAGGUUCACGGCUGAGUCCUACACAGUACUGGGGGACACGCUGAUCGACAGCGGGGACCACUACUGGGAGGUGCGCUAUGAGCCGGACAGCAAGGCCUUCGGCGUGGGCGUGGCCUACCGCAGCCUGGGCCGCUUCGAGCAGCUGGGCAAGACCGCGGCUUCCUGGUGCCUGCACGUGAACAACUGGCUGCAGGUCAGCUUCACAGCCAAGCACGCCAACAAGGUCAAGGUGCUGGACGCCCCCGUGCCCGACUGCCUGGGUGUGCACUGUGACUUCCACCAAGGCCUCCUGUCCUUCUACAACGCCCGCACAAAGCAGCUGCUGCACACCUUCAAGGCCAAGUUCACUCAGCCACUGCUGCCCGCCUUCACGGUCUGGUGCGGCAGCUUCCACGUGACGACAGGCCUGCAGGUGCCCAGCUCUGUGCGCUGCCUGCAGAAGCGGGGGAGUGCCACCAGCAGCUCCAAUACCAGCCUCAGCUAGGCCGCUGGGCCACCCAGCCGGCAGGGUGUGUCUGGGGCUGCAGGCACUGCCCUUCUCUUGCUGCUUGGAGCCUUAACUUGUGAAUGAGUGGGCGGUCACCACGGGGAGUGGGGCGCCCCUCUCACCUCACCUCCUAAUAAAGGUCAAACACUG
Messenger RNA from Chinchilla lanigera (long-tailed chinchilla), 1695 nucleotides. It is a transcript of the gene Fsd1, whose product is annotated as fibronectin type III and SPRY domain containing 1. Lineage: Eukaryota; Metazoa; Chordata; Mammalia; Rodentia; Chinchillidae. The record is from RefSeq and is a predicted model, not a curated record. Gene Ontology annotation, molecular function: protein binding.